Gracilinanus agilis (Agile Gracile Mouse Opossum) is the source of this 2553-nucleotide messenger RNA. It is a transcript of the gene ENPP4, whose product is annotated as ectonucleotide pyrophosphatase/phosphodiesterase 4. Lineage: Eukaryota; Metazoa; Chordata; Mammalia; Didelphimorphia; Didelphidae. The transcript has 3 exons. The record is from RefSeq and is a predicted model, not a curated record. Bases 1 to 1374 code for a protein of 457 amino acids.
AUGGUGUCCACGAUGAAGUUAGUAUUGACACUUCUAUUUUCUGGAAUUAUAACUAGUUGUAGAGGUAAUUCUACAUAUAAUUUGAUGCCCAGGUUACUCUUAGUAUCCUUUGAUGGCUUCAGGGCUGACUAUCUAAAGAAGUAUGAACUUCCUCAUCUUCGUAAUUUUAUUGAAGAAGGUGUUUUGGUGGAACAUGUUAAGAACGUUUUUAUCACAAAAACAUUUCCAAAUCACUACAGCAUAGUGACAGGCCUAUAUGAAGAAAACCAUGGCAUUGUGGCUAACUCAAUGUUUGAUGCAGACACACAGAAAAUUUUUUCAGAAUCUAAAGACAAAGAUCCUUUUUGGUGGAAUGAAGCAACUCCCAUUUGGGUAACCAAUCAGCUUGAGGAAAACAAAACAAGUGCUGCUGCAAUGUGGCCUGGUACUGAUGUGGCUAUCCACAAUACAACUCCUGCCUAUUUUAUGAAUUAUAAUCCUUCAGUAACAUUUGAUGAGCGAUUAGGCAAUAUUACUAAAUGGCUGAACAGCUCAGACCCUCUGGUUACCUUUGCAACACUCUAUUGGGAAGAACCAGAUGCAAGUGGACACAAAUAUGGACCUGAGGAUAAAGAGAAAAUGAGUGCUGUAUUGAAAGAAGUAGAUAACCACAUUGGCUGCCUUGUCAAUAAACUUAAGACAUUGGGAUUGUGGGAAGACCUUAAUGUCAUCAUUACAAGUGAUCAUGGGAUGACCCAGUGUUCUAAGGAUAAAUUGAUAAGAUUGGAUCCCUGCAUCGAUCGCUCAAACUACAGUAUAGUAGACACAACUCCUGUUGCUGCAAUACUGCCUAAAGAAAAUCAAACAGAUGUUUUUAAAAAGCUAGAAAAAUGCAAUCCUCACAUGAAAGUCUAUCUUAAAGAUGAUAUUCCAGGAAGAUUUCAUUACCAGCACAAUGGACGAAUUCAGCCAAUUCUUUUGGUUGCUGAUGAAGGCUGGACAAUUAUGUUUGAUGAAUCAUUUAAAUUAGGUGACCAUGGUUAUGAUAAUGCUUUGCCAAGCAUGCAUCCAUUCCUGGCUGCCCAUGGCCCUGCCUUUCACAAAGGCUACAAGCACAACACAAUUAACAUUGUAGAUAUUUAUCCUAUGAUGUGUCACAUCCUGGGAUUAAAACCACAACCAAACAAUGGAACCUUUAGUAACACUAAAUGUUUAUUAGCUGAUCAGUGGUGCAUAAAGCUCCCAGAAGCUAUCGGAAUAGUGAUUGGUGCCCUUCUCGUGUUAACUACUUUGACCUGCCUCAUCAUUAUCAUGAAAAACAAACUGUCUGUUCCACGUCCAUUUUCCCGACUUCAACUACAAGAAGAAGAUGAUGAUGAUCCUUUGAUUGGAUAGCCUGUGCAAAGUUUUGACUUUGUGUCUUGAAGCAGUCAUUUGAAUUAGUCAUCAGAGUAGUCAUCAAAUUUAGGAGAAUUAUGCUGGAUGGUAUAUCAGCAAAAGGUACACUUUCAAAGAAUUACAAAAGAUUUAGACCAAACAUGUUAACAGUGGUUUUACUAUAUAUAUUUCGGUGUGUUAGCAAAUAUAAACUAUUCUGACUAAACAUAGAUAAAUUCACUAUACAAGCCAAAAAGUGAUCUCUUUUGCUAACUUAGAAAAGUCUGUCGUAUGGAUUAUUUAUUCCACUUUUUUUUUGCAACUUAUUGCACCUUCAAAUACCAAAUCUCAGUAAAUAUCUAGAUCUCUAGUGAAUUUUUAUAUUUGUAAAUGAAACAAAAUUCUUCAUGCAAUUCUUGCACAUUCAUGUAUCAGGGAGAAAAGAGUUUCUAUAUUUUUGUAUUAAUCUUUAAUAAGACCUUUCCCCUCAAGUAGUAUAUACAUAUGGUGAAUUGUUUUCUGUGACCUAGAGAUAGGAAAUAAGAAAGCAGAGAAAGCAGUGAUUCUUAGAAAUGGUAAUUUGAGUUAAAUUUUUCCUAACUAGUGUGUAUUUGUUACCAUUGUUGAGAAGUAUUUCUUAUUUUAUGACUUUAAUCUGCUGAUGUCUUACACAUACUCUUUAUAGAAUUGUACUUAAUUAGAAAUGUGGGAGAAAGUAUGACAAGUGUGACAAUGUAUUAUAUAUUUUAUUUAAUGCCUUUUCUGCAAAAUUUACAAUGUAUUUAGUGUCUAUAUGGCACCUGGCAUUUUUUUUUCCUAAAGAGAGAAUCAGACAACUUAAUGUUAAAGUCUAUAGGCUUUCAAAUGACCAUCUUUUUGCACUUUAACUUAGUCCAUCCUAUCUUUGUAACUCAUAAAUUAAAACUAUACUUUUUAAAAAAAUCACUGGUUUUGGUUACCAUUGCUAACUUUCUCAUGUUACUUAUUUUAACAUCUGAUAUCCUGUUACUGGGUAAUAUAUGAAUAUCAGGUCUAAGAAGUUCUCUCUUCCCUUUGAACAUCACAGAUUUUUAAUAUUCUUGGUAGCUCAGCUUUCCAGAUGUUUGGAUAGUUCAAAGAACUAGUAGUGAGAUUUCGGACCUUUUUACCUUAUUUUUAUGUGUCAUCUUUGAAGAAUAAACAAUAUUUACACUGUGA